CGUAAUUUCCGGGAAAGUGAACCCGCGAAGUCGUGGCAGGGAAGGCCCAAAGUAGAAACGUCGCCGACCGACCAUCUUGAAUUCCAUCAAAGAACAAACAAACGAAGCCUUGAAACGACAACAACAUCAACGCAAACCUAUAGCGAUCUUCUCCUCCUCAUCAUCAUCGACGAGGAGCAGCUGCCAUGGAUUGGGGCAACGUCACCACCGAGGAUCUCAUCGACGCCCUUCGCGAAGUCGAUUGGUCUUCUCCCCCGCGCCCUGUGUCUGAGUUCUUCUCCAGGUUCACCUUUCCCAGAUCUUAUUCUAAAUGGAACAGCCGCCUCAAAUGCAAUCUCUACUAUUAUCGGACAAAUUACUUCAUCAUGAUUAUAUUUGUUCUUGGAAUUGCAUUUGUGACGAAACCACUUGCGAUUGUCGCCGCCCUCUUAACUGGCUUAAGCAUUGCAUUCCUGAAUGACAGCUUUGCUGUUACUUUCAAUGAGAAAGUUACAAGGACUGUGAGACAAUUUUCACCACAUCUAGCUGCUAAGCUGAGGCCUCCGAUAACGCCUGUUCUUCGUGGGAGACCGUCUACCAAAAGAGCAAUUCAUAUAUGUGGACAGCCUCGAUGGGUGUUUGUAUUGGCUUUUUCAGCAGCUAGUUGCUUCCUGUGGUUUACCUCCUGUCGCCUCCUUACUGUACUUUGGGCACUCCUCAUUGGCAUUCUUGCACCAAUUCUCCAUGCAAGCUUUAGAACACCUAAUCUGAAGGCACGCUUGAACACAUUCCGUGAGGAGUUCCGUGCUGUAUGGCGCAAUUAUAGUGAGCUGUAACUUUGCGAUGAAGAUAUAAAUUGAAGGUUGUGUUAGCUUGGUGCAUUUGCCUGACAUUCUAUUUGCAUUUAUCAAAUAGUCCGGCAGCUCCCGUGUGGUUGGGAACCAAAGAGCAGGCAGGUUAUUCAUCAGCAUGGUCUAGUCGAUGGUGGAUGGUUGCGGAUUCAUGGUGCUGAGGUUCUACUACUUCUUUACUCUUUGGUCAUUAAUCUGUAAUUAUUAUGAUGCGGAUGUAUCUUAUACCAACCAUCAUGUAGAUAAUGAACCCUUAUAUAUAUUUCUGCAACUCUUUAUUACUGUUCAUGUCAUAGGUUAUUCUGUCAGGAUAACCUUUAUUAUUACCAUUAA
Dioscorea cayenensis subsp. rotundata (Guinea yam) is the source of this 1163-nucleotide messenger RNA. RefSeq names its product PRA1 family protein A1-like. The record is from RefSeq and is a predicted model, not a curated record. Gene Ontology annotation, cellular component: membrane. NCBI's taxonomy places the organism in Eukaryota, Viridiplantae, Streptophyta, Magnoliopsida, Dioscoreales, Dioscoreaceae.